Monodelphis domestica (gray short-tailed opossum) is the source of this 4082-nucleotide messenger RNA. The record is from RefSeq and is a predicted model, not a curated record. NCBI's taxonomy places the organism in Eukaryota, Metazoa, Chordata, Mammalia, Didelphimorphia, Didelphidae.
GGCUUUGGAGGAGGGUGAGUGAGAUUCUGAGUGUCCAUGUAUAUGAAUAUGUAAGUACGUGUGCAUGGGUGAGAAGGUGAGUGUGUGUGUGCCUGAGCUUGUAGAUAUCUCUGAGUGUGAGGGACACGGACUGCCACUGUAUCUGAGUGUGUGGGUGGAUGCGUGUGGCUAUGGGUUCUACAUCUGGAUGAGAGUCUGUGUGUGUGUGUGAGAGAGAGAAUGUGAGUGUGUGUGAGAAUGUGAGUGUGAGUGUGAAAAUAUGUGAGUGUAAGAGUGCUAGAAUAUGUGUGAGUGUGAGAAUGAGUGUGAUUGGGUGUGAAAAUCUGUGAGUGUGAGAAUGUGUGAAUAUGAGUGUGAGAAUGUAUGAGUGAGUAUGAGUGUGAAAAUGUGUGAGUGUGUAAGAGUGCUAGAAUAUGUGUGAGUAUGAGAAUGAGUGUGUAGGAGUGUGAAAUGUGAGUGUGAGUGAAAAUGAAUGUGUGACUGUGUGUGUGAGUAUGAGAACGUGUGAGUGUGUGUGAGUGUAUGAGAGUGUGUGUCACUGAACACCUCCUUUGGGCUAGGUUCUCUCCUCCUGAGCCUAGGAGACUGUACUAUGGCCGGCCAUUAGACUGUGCCUGCCAUUUAUUUCCUGGCAUCUCAGCCUGUGGGUUUCACCCUUUGAGCUCCUGGCCUACGCUACAGGGUCCAAUUGACCUUCAAAGAGAGUGAAUUAUCCCCAAUAACCCAGCAGUAGUUGGAAGCCCAGUUACACAUCAUUUCACAACUGGGCGUCGAUGUGGCAAGUGGAAUAUCUACAAAGCCCAUGGAUGACACUGAGGGAGAGAAAAAGAGUGGGGCUUUGCAGAGAAAUCUGGGCAGAGAAAGAAGGAUUGUGUUCCCAUGAACAUGGACGUGUACGGGACUGUGUGACUGGGAAGAAGGGGCUGGGAUGUACCACUCUAGAGGAUUCUGGAGGCACAUGUGGCCGCCAGCUGCCACUGCAUCGUGUACAUCCAUCACUACUCUCAUAGGGAGAUCAUGAGCCUCAUCAUGAGACAUUGUUUGAUUGCUUUUCAUCUCUUCUCUCAUGCUAUGUCCAGUGGGGCCUCCAUAACACCCUCCAAGCCCAUGUCUGUAUUGGACACCGUCCUGGGGGUUAUCUUCCUUUCUCAGACUGGAGUUGGGGUCCUGGGCAACUCCUUCCUUUGCUUUUACAUCUUCACUUUGUUCAGCAGCUGCAGGGCAAGGCCAAUGCAUGUCAUUCUGGCCCAACUGACAAUGACUAAUAUCAUAGGGCUCAUCUCCAGGGGAUUCCCAGAAGGUGUUUUCUAUUUGCAGAAAGGUUACUUACUGGGAAACCUAGGCUGUAAAAUGGUCUUUUACGUCCAAAGGGUCAGCCGGGGCCUCUCCAUUGGGACCACCUUCCUCCUGAGUGCUUUUCAGGCUGUCACCGUUAGUCCCAGCAACUCUAGGUUGGCCAAAGUCAAAGUCCAGAAGCUCAUCAGGCCCUCGUGUGUCUCCUUGUGGAUAUUCAACAUGAUCCUAGAAAUAAAUGUGCCAUUAUAUGUAACUGGACCGAGGAGCCACAACAGCAGUUACACAGGUGGAUUCGAUCUCCUUUACUGCUACUGGGGAACGGUGUCACAAGGAAUUACUAUCCUGCCCUCCCUUCGAGAUAUCCUUUUUGUCGGAGGCUUGGUCUGCUCCAGCGGCUACAUAGUCUUUCUGCUGGACAGGCAUCAUCAGAGAGUCCAGUACAUUCACAGCGAGAGCCUCUCCUCAGGGACAUCUCCAGAGCUCAAGGCCACUGAAACGGUGCUGAUGCUGGUGAGCAUCUUUGUUUGUGCUUACUGCAUCAGCUGUGGCAUCACGCUCUACAAAGUGUACGUGACUCACCUUGGUGUCCAGGUGAUGAAUGUGGGUACCUUUGCUACAUUGUGUUUUCCAACCAUCAGCCCCUUUUUGCUGAUUCACAGGGGCGCAGUUUAAUAUGAGGCUGUGCUGCCUGGCAGAGGCCAAGACUCCAUUCUGGAAGUAGCCAUCAGGCUUUACAGAUUGAUUUUUCUCUGGCUAAAACUCCUUAGUGAAAGCCCCCGCCUGACACUCCCUUAUCCUAAUGAGGAAGUCAAAGUGGACUCGGAUCUCUGGUUGUUGGAGCUGCAACUGUUCUCAACCAGAAGAAAACAGAAUAAAUGGGCUUGGAGGACUUGGCAGCCAUUUGGGCAUAUGCUCCCCUCAGCUUAGAGUUUGACAUGUUAAGCCUUCUGUGUCAGCCCUUGCCAACCUGACUCCAAACUCUCUUUCCAGCAUCGUUGGUUGUCACUCCUCCUCCAGUCCUUUAGUGCUGGAGGCCAAUGUACCCCGACUGAUUGACAAGGUCCAAGGAGGCAAGGUCAGCAAAGCAGAGCCCAGAAUGAGGGCCCCCCACUGAUUCCCCUUUUGUGACUUCUUUCCCCAAAUUUUCCCCACUAGUGGACUUGCUAUGAUUAUUAUUUUCUCUACAAUACAGGAGAAAUAACAUGAGAGCAAAUACUAAUAGAAUCAAUAAAUAUAUAGCCUACUUUAAGCCCCCCAGGUUAUUACCCCCAAAAGACUGCAAUUACAGAAUGAAAGCCCAAAGAUUACUGCCCAUGACCCCUCCUUUCCCAAGCACAAGACAUGCUCCAAGGCCCUACAGUAAACACCAGCUGAAAGCUUGAGGACUAUAAUGAAUCUUGUCCCACAGUUACCACACUCGAGUGAAUUUGUUGGAACAGAAGCCAAACAGCAUUGCCAGGCACUUGAAAGUAACACAAGAAAAACAGAACCUGUAAAUUGAGGAAAACCCCAAAAUUGGUCUGCCUGACGUCCUCACACCUAGAUAGGAAGAUGUUUUGUUGUUCAUCUCCCAAGCAAUUAUGCUGGAGAGUGAAAGCUGGCCAAAAGCACAGUGAUCCUCUCAGCAGGUCAAGGCGUAAUAACCUACAAAUGGCUUUAUUCACAUUAAUCAUAUCUAUGACAGAGUGUUGUAGAAACCUUGUAAAUGAUCACAGAAUUCUUUGUUGGAGUAACAGCACAAGAGUGUUGUUUAGGUGAUUUGAUAAUAUCCAAUCAAACUGUAGAAUGUCACAUAUGUAGAGAAUUGGUUAUGUGUGUGUACCCAAAACUAUAUAAUAAAUGUACCAUGGUACUAUGGCAGAGCACUGCGUGCGAUGCCUGCAUACAUGGGCUGAAUGCACGGUGUCUCUCACCUCAUUUAUCAGACCGUGACGUCAUACUUGGGCAGACAAAUUCUGGGUCCUCGGAGAGGCCACUGGACAGACCUCUGUACUUUACAUUCCACCCAAAUCUUAAUUCUCUUUGGUUAUCACACACUCUGUUAAUGCUCUUCCUGCUUUGGUGCUGUCUUUCCCCGUACACAGGGAUAUUAAAACACUUCCUCCAUCUUCUGGCUCUCACAGAGACAUAGGUCAGUUUUGGAAAGAGAGACAGACAGACAGACAGACAGACACAGACAUAGAAACAGAGAGAGAGACAAAGAGUCAGACAAAGACAGAGAAGGGGACAGACAGACAGAUCCAGUGACAGAGACAGAAAAACAGAGACAGUGACAAAGAGAUAGACACAGUCACAGAUUGAUACAGAGAAACAGAGAGAGGGACAAGGAUCAGAGACAAAGUCCAUAGACUCAAACACAAUCCUUCUGCCCUCUCCCAUUGUUACACCAUAAAUGUCUGAAUCAAUACUUCAGAGAUGCUACUCAAUCUAUCAUUUGCAAUCAGGACUGUUACAAAACUGAUUUGAUUUCUGUUUAAUUGGCAAGGGACUCUUCAAUGGGGAGUUCUAAAGUCUGUCUGUGUAAGUCCUUUGACUUUUAAUGCUCAGGUUCAAAUUGAGCUCGACCUUUUCCUCUGUAUUUCAGCUCCUGGGUUCCUCCUGCUCAGGUUUUGGAAUUUCCUAUCUUUUCUUUGGAAACAGAUGUCUCUCAGACCCAUUAUGUGUCCUGUGUUCUCUGUCUACAGCACAAUAACUAACCUUUUGUACUGAUCUAAAAGGGUUUUCUUAUAAGUCCUUGAAAUUAAAAAAAAAAACAACAACUAAGUUCCGGAAUUCCAAUCAGGCUG